UUCAAAUAGCUGUUUGUUAUAAGCCGAGUUGAUGGCCCACGUCACUGCGCUGAAGCAUUGUUGUAUCUUUUGUUACUAAACUGCGUGGUACCAUUUCGAGGUCUUCUGAUGUUUAAUUGUUACCCGAUUUCCUCUAACGUUGCUCAAACCGCAUGAUUUCGACAAGAACAAUGAAGGUGCUAGGAGUAUUUACAGUUGCUGUAGUCUCAUUAAUUUAUCUGCUCAUGCCAGCAGAUGCAGAAGCCAAGGAGGCAACAAAGAAAAAUGCUUUGGUGACUGACAAGGUCUUCUUUGAUAUUACAAUUGGAGAUGAAAAAACUGGCAGGAUUGUGAUCGGUCUCUUUGGACAAACUGUUCCUAAAACAGCCAAGAACUUCAUCGGCUUGGCCACUGGUGAGGUAAGCAAGGAAUCAUGCCUGUUUUAUAUUCGACAUCAAUCAUUACUUUGAGAAAGCAGGAUUUUU
Messenger RNA from Strongylocentrotus purpuratus (purple sea urchin), 464 nucleotides. RefSeq names its product peptidyl-prolyl cis-trans isomerase B-like. The record is from RefSeq and is a predicted model, not a curated record. The transcript has 2 exons. Gene Ontology annotation, biological process: protein peptidyl-prolyl isomerization. The coding region runs from base 153 to 449 and encodes 98 amino acids. Lineage: Eukaryota; Metazoa; Echinodermata; Echinoidea; Camarodonta; Strongylocentrotidae. Gene Ontology annotation, cellular component: chloroplast. Gene Ontology annotation, molecular function: peptidyl-prolyl cis-trans isomerase activity.